UGUCAAUCUGCGAGGUGGCGGGCCGCACUUCCGCCUCGGUGUCAGUGGGUCGCGGGUCUGUGGGCGGGGGCGGGACCGGUAGCAAGCUCGGCUAGCGCCAGAGUGACCUGCGUCCAGAUCUCCAGGGUCUGUUGGAUUUUCACCGAGAGAAAGUUUGUGGUGUAAAGUUGCUUACACCGUCGAGGUAGAUGAGAUACGAUGAUUCAGUAGAAGGCCACAGCCGGGGCAGCGCAGGAGCCGGACACUGAAGGAUGAACGGGGAGGAGGAAUUCUUCGAUGCCGUCACAGGCUUUGAUUCUGAUAACUCUUCUGGAGAAUUUUCAGAGGCAAAUCAGAAAGUCACUAGAAAGACUGAGUUGGACACUAGCAAAAGUAACAGAAUUGGGAAAAUUGGGGAGCGACCCCUUCAAGAGAAUGGAAUUCAAAAGCACAGGACGUCCCUGCCUGCACCCAUGUUCACCAGGAGUGACUUCAGCCUGUGGGCGAUUCUGAAGAAAUGUGUCGGCCUGGAACUGUCCAAGAUCACGAUGCCGAUUGCCUUCAAUGAGCCCCUGAGCUUCCUGCAGCGGAUCACGGAGUACAUGGAGCACGUGUACCUGCUGCACAGGGCCUGCCGCCAGCCCCAGCCGUUGGAGAGGAUGCAGUCCGUGGCUGCUUUUGCUGUUUCGGCUGUGGCUUCGCAGUGGGAGCGGACAGGCAAGCCAUUCAACCCGCUCCUGGGAGAGACAUACGAGCUAAUCAGGGAGGACUUAGGAUUCAGAUUCAUCUCAGAGCAAGUCAGCCACCACCCUCCCGUCAGCGCAUUCCACUCUGAAGGCCUCAGCCAGGACUUCCUGUUCCACGGCUCCAUCUACCCAAAGCUGAAGUUCUGGGGCAAGAGCGUCGAGGCGGAGCCACGGGGCACCAUCACACUGGAGCUGCUCAGACACAACGAAGCCUACACCUGGACCAACCCCACCUGCUGUGUGCACAACGUCAUCAUUGGGAAGCUGUGGAUCGAGCAGUACGGGACCGUGGAGAUUUUAAACCACAGGACCGGACAUAAGUGUGUACUUAACUUUAAACCAUGCGGAUUGUUUGGAAAAGAGCUUCAUAAAGUGGAAGGGUACAUUCAAGACAAAAACAAGAAGAAGCUGUUCAUCAUCUAUGGCAAAUGGACGGAAUGCUUGUGGGGUAUAGAUCCUGUUUCCUAUGAAUCCUUCAAGAAGCAAGAGAGGAGAGGCGACCACCUGAGGAAGGCUAAACUGGACGAUGGUGCCGAGAAGGCCAACGGUGACACGGCCGACGACGUGCCUGUGGUGCAGGAGACCGUGCAGGUCAUCCCAGGCAGCAGGCUGCUCUGGAGGAUCAACACCCGGCCUCCCAACUCUGCCCAGAUGUAUAAUUUCACCAGUUUCACCGUGAGCCUCAAUGAGCUGGAGACGGGCAUGGAGAAGACCCUGCCCCCCACGGAUUGCCGCCUGCGCCCCGACAUCCGCGGCAUGGAGAAUGGCAACAUGGACCUGGCCAGCCAGGAGAAGGAGCGUCUGGAGGAGAAGCAGAGAGAAGCCCGGCGGGAGCGGGCCAAGGAGGAGGCUGAGUGGCAGACCAGGUGGUUCUACCCAGGCACCAAUCCCUACACUGGGACUCCUGACUGGCUCUAUGCAGGGGACUAUUUUGAGCGGAAUUUCUCUGACUGCCCUGACAUCUAUUGAGGACUACAAGGGCCCUGGGGCCAAGGCCCAAGAGGCUGGACUCCUUGAGCGGCCAUGCCAACUUUUGUCACGGCAGAAACCUCCUUUCUAAUACCUGUGUUCAUGGAGAUGGCAUUGUCCCUCGUCAAAGGUUGAACUCUUAAUUAACUGUUGAUUGCCAAACACUUUGCUAUUGUGCAGUCUCAUCAUAAAGCUUCACUUGGGAUCAUCGUUUUCA
Molecule: messenger RNA, 1911 nt
Organism: Nycticebus coucang (slow loris)
Lineage: Eukaryota; Metazoa; Chordata; Mammalia; Primates; Lorisidae
Gene: OSBPL2
Product: oxysterol binding protein like 2
Exons: 14
Coding region: 252-1694 (480 amino acids)
Cellular component (GO): membrane; intracellular membrane-bounded organelle; cytosol
Molecular function (GO): cholesterol binding
Source: RefSeq, a predicted model, not a curated record